Messenger RNA from Prosopis cineraria, 1415 nucleotides. RefSeq names its product aquaporin PIP2-7-like. The transcript has 4 exons. Gene Ontology annotation, molecular function: water channel activity. Gene Ontology annotation, biological process: transmembrane transport. The record is from RefSeq and is a predicted model, not a curated record. Gene Ontology annotation, cellular component: plasma membrane. Lineage: Eukaryota; Viridiplantae; Streptophyta; Magnoliopsida; Fabales; Fabaceae. The coding region runs from base 118 to 975 and encodes 285 amino acids.
GCCCGCAACUAACAGUGUCUCUCUCUCUCUCUCUGCCUCUCUGUCUCUCUCUGCACACACACAGCAUAAGGAAGUGGUGGUGAGAAAGCAAGAAAGAAAGCAAGCUAAGAAGAGAUCAUGACGAAGGAUGUGGAGGUGGUGGAGCAAGGAGAGUUCUCGGCGAAGGACUACCAUGAGCCGCCGCCAGCUCCGCUGAUCGAUGCGGAGGAACUGGGGAAGUGGUCGUUUUACAGGGCGUUGAUAGCGGAGUUCGUGGCGACGCUGCUUUUCCUGUACGUAACGGUGUUGACGAUCAUUGGGCACAACAGCGAGACGGACACCGGUAAGGGUGGCACCGACUGCAGCGGCGUCGGCAUCUUGGGCAUCGCCUGGGCCUUCGGUGGCAUGAUCUUCAUCCUCGUUUACUGCACCGCCGGUAUCUCUGGAGGACACAUAAACCCGGCGGUGACGCUCGGGCUGUUCCUGGGGCGGAAGGUGUCGCUGAUAAGAGCGUUGUUGUAUAUGGUAGCACAGUGCGCCGGGGCUAUCUGCGGCACCGGACUCGCCAAGGGCUUCCAAAAAGCCUAUUACGACAGGUACGGCGGCGGCGCCAAUUUCGUCCAGACCGGCUACAGUAAGGGCACCGCCUUGGGCGCCGAGAUCAUCGGCACCUUCGUCCUCGUCUACACCGUCUUCUCCGCCACCGAUCCCAAACGCAACGCCCGUGACUCGCAUGUUCCUGUUUUGGCUCCGCUUCCCAUUGGAUUCGCCGUCUUCAUGGUUCACUUGGCUACAAUUCCGGUCACCGGCACCGGUAUCAACCCUGCAAGGAGUUUCGGAGCUGCUGUAAUCUAUAACGAGGACAAAGUCUGGGAUGAUCAAUGGAUUUUCUGGGUUGGCCCGGCAAUUGGAGCCUUCGCGGCUGCAGUGUACCAUCAGUAUAUUCUGAGAGCUGCCGCCAUUAAAGCUCUUGGAUCCUUCAGGAGCAACAAUUAAGUUGAGCUGAUCAGCUGUGUGUUGUAUGCAUGGUUUGUGGAAGAAAGGGAUAUAAUGGGUAUGGUGUUUCCCAAUAGAAUAACAAUUUCAUAUGGCGUAGUGCCACUGCUAGGUGGUAUGUCUUCUGAGGGUCCCUUUGAUAUUUGGCAUUUUUUCCCUUUGAAAUUCCUUUCUUGCUUGGGAGGGUUUAGAGAGAAAAACAGCCAGAAACCAGAGGGCCAUAUGAAUUGUAGAUAAAGCAUAUCAUAUUGCCUAUGGAGUCCAAGGGUGUAUUUUGUAUCCCUUUUGUCUUCUUUUGUUUCUGUGCAUUGUCCAUGUGUUUGCUUGUCAUCAUUCUUCAUCUUCACCACUCCGCUUCCUCGCUUAUCAUAAGUGAUGUAUUCCUCUGUUCUUAGUUUCCACCCAUCAUUGAAAAAAAAAACCCGCAGAUUUAUGUUUUU